GGUUGCGGCGGGUUGAAUGUAAGAUGGCGCCCAGGGACCUGUGAGGGGAAAAAAGACGCGGGGCCUGAGGUGGCGACGGCGCGAGGCAGCAGAGGGGCCGGGAAUGUCACGAGUCUAAGAGUUCAGGACACGAAUAUCAGAAAUACAUACAGCAUGGUGCCUGGAAUCCUGAGUACCUUGCAAUAUGAAUAAUUCUUUGGAUAACACCAUUUCCUUUGAAGAAUACAUCCGUGUGAAAGCACGAACGAUCCCACAGCAUAGGAUGAAGGAAUUCCUGGACUCCCUUGCCUCCAAGGGUCCUGAAGCCUUACAGGAGUUUCAGCAGACGGCUGCUACCACCACCAUGGUAUACCAGCAAGGUGGCAACUGCAUCUACACAGAUAGCACAGAAGUGGCUGGAUCUUUGCUUGAACUUGCUUGCCCAGUUACAACAAGCGUCCAGCAGCAAACACAGCAGGAGCAGCAAAUACAAGUGCAGCAACCUCAGCAAGUUCAGGUGCAAGUUCAGGUUCAGCAGUCCCCUCAGCAAGUCUCCACUCAGCAGCUUUCUCCCCAGCUCACUGUUCACCAAGCCUCAGAGCAGCCCAUACAGGUCCAAGUGCAGAUCCAAGGUCAGGCGCAACAGUCGGCACCUCAGACGAUACAGGGUCAAGCACUUCAGAGUCCUAGCCCUUCUCAGUUGCAGGCGGCUCAGAUCCAGGUGCAGCAUGUGCAGACUGCUCAGCAAAUUCAGGGUGCCGAAAUACAGGAGGAACAUAUGCAGCAUCAGCAAAUCCAGGCACAGCUUGUGGCAGGACAGGCUAUUGCUGGGGGCCAGCAGAUCCAGAUCCAGACAGUUGGGGCGCUUUCCCCUCCUCCAUCUCAACAGGGCUCACCACGCGAAGGUGAGCGAAGGAUCAGCACCGCCAGUGUCCUCCAGCCAGUAAAGAAGCGCAAAGUGGAUAUGCCUAUUACUGUGUCAUAUGCUAUUUCAGGGCAGCCGGUUGCCACAGUCCUGGCUAUCCCCCAAGGCCAGCAGCAGAGUUACGUAUCGUUAAGGCCGGACUUGUUAACGGUGGAUAGUGCCCACCUGUACAGUGCCACUGGGACCAUAACCAGCCCUACUGGUGAGACUUGGACCAUCCCUGUUUACUCUGCGCAACCACGUGGCGAUCUGCAGCAGCAAAACAUAACCCAUAUUGCCAUCCCCCAGGAGGCCUACAAUGCCGUCCAUGUCAGUGGCUCCCCAACGGCCCUAGCCACUGUGAAGCUGGAAGAUGACAAGGAUAAGAUGGUGGGAGGUGCAUCAGUAGUGAAAAACUCUCAUGAGGAAGUGGUGCAAACCCUUGCCAACUCCCUUUUCCCAGCACAGUUUAUGAAUGGCAAUAUCCACAUUCCAGUGGCAGUGCAAGCAGUGGCAGGGACAUAUCAGAAUACAGCCCAGACGGUCCAUAUAUGGGACCCACAGCAGCAGCAGUCCACACCGCAAGAGCAGGGGCAGCAGCAGCAGCAGCAACACCAGCAGCUGCAAGUUACUUGCUCUGCUCAAACUGUUCAGGUUGCUGAAGUUGAGCAGCAACCACAGCCUCAGCCUUCACCUGAACUUCUCCUUCCACACUCUCUCAAGCCAGAAGAGGGACUAGAAGUGUGGAAGAGCUGGGCACAGACUAAAAACGCAGAGCUAGAGAAAGAGUCUCAGAACAGGCUUGCACCUAUUGGCAGACGCCAGCUGUUGAGAUUCCAGGAAGAUCUCAUAUCCUCUGCUGUAGCAGAGUUGAAUUAUGGGCUGUGCUUAAUGACUCGUGAAGCUCGCAACAGUGAAGGUGAACCCUAUGAUCCAGAGGUUCUGUACUAUAUCUUCCUGUGCAUUCAAAAGUAUCUAUUUGAAAACGGGCGAGUCGAUGACAUUUUUUCUGAUCUAUAUUACAUACGGUUCACUGAGUGGUUACAUGAAGUGCUCAAGGAGGUGCAGCCUCGGGUCACUCCUCUUGGCUAUGUUCUUCCUAACCAUGUGACAGAAGAGAUGCUGUGGGAGUGUAAGCAGCUUGGAGCUCACUCUCCUGCCACUUUGCUGACGACGCUCAUGUUUUUUAACACAAAAUACUUCCUGUUGAAAACAGUAGACCAGCAUAUGAAGUUGGCCUUUUCAAAGGUCUUGAGGCAGACCAAGAAGAACCCAUCCAAUCCCAAGGAUAAGAGUACGAGCAUCCGGUACCUGAAGGCACUUGGCAUACACCAGGCAGGCCAGAAAGUUACUGAUGACAUGUAUGCAGAGCAGACUGAGAACCCAGAGAAUCCCUUGAGGUGUCCUAUAAAGCUCUAUGACUUCUACCUCUUCAAAUGCCCCCAGAGUGUGAAAGGCCGGAACGAUACAUUCUAUUUGACUCCUGAACCAGUGGUGGCUCCCAACAGCCCUAUCUGGUAUUCCAUCCAGCCAAUCAGUCGAGAGCAGAUGGAGCAGAUGCUCACCCGGAUUCUGGUGAUACGAGAGAUUCAGGCAGCUAUUGCUGUGGCAAAUGCCAGCACCAUGCACUAAGGCAUCCCUCCCAACUCAGAAAAAGGGUGAGGGUAGGACAGGGUGGGAGGGGAGGCCAGGCCAUAAGGCCAGGAUCAAUUGUACAGCCUUUUACACUAAAGGAGAUGCCUAAGGUUUUUUUUCGGUUUUUUUAAAAAAUUGGUGUAGUUAUGAAGCCCUUUUAGGCUUCUUCUGUUUAAAGGAGACCCUCCCCAUUGUGUAUCUGACCCAACUGCAUCAGCCUUCUGGACGCAUUGGGGGCUGCGUUCUUUCUCUGGGAGCUGUGAGGUGCCGUAGAUUGACUUUGGGAUUUUUUAUGAUGUGAAGAAAAUGAAACAAAUCUAAUUGAGGGACUUUGCCUAGCUGGGCCAUUACUUUGGAACUCAUGAACUUGGAAAGAGCGGAAAAUGGUGGAUAUCGGCCAAGAGAGGCAGUUUGCAGUUUCCUUGUGCUCAGAAACUGACAUGUUCUGGAGGGGAGAGGAGAGUGACCUGCAAUUAUGAUUUAUAAGGAAAAAGAAAAACAAUUUCUAUUAAGAACUUAAAAGUGACAUUUUUAGAUGUUAAGUACAAACUACCACACUUCUCUCUCUCUCUCUCUCUCUCUCUCUCUCUCUCUCUCUCUCUCUCUCUCUCUCUCUCUCUCUUUCUUUCUUUCUUGGCCUGAUGUUGAGGCCUUAAAACCUUGAGGCUCCUGUGCCUGAUGGAAUUCUUGUAACAUACACUUGUGUAUCAUAUAAAGAUACCACCCUGUUUCUCUUAAUGUAUUCUUAUGCUAGUUGUUUAUUAAGAAUGACGAGCACGUCUUUUCAACAUG
Molecule: messenger RNA, 3310 nt
Organism: Lacerta agilis (Sand lizard)
Lineage: Eukaryota; Metazoa; Chordata; Lepidosauria; Squamata; Lacertidae
Gene: QRICH1
Product: glutamine rich 1
Exons: 11
Coding region: 185-2515 (776 amino acids)
Source: RefSeq, a predicted model, not a curated record